This is a messenger RNA of Pleurotus ostreatus (oyster mushroom), 2913 nucleotides long. RefSeq names its product MCM DNA helicase complex subunit mcm6 (gene MCM6). The transcript is spliced from 8 exons. Lineage: Eukaryota; Fungi; Basidiomycota; Agaricomycetes; Agaricales; Pleurotaceae. Gene Ontology annotation, biological process: double-strand break repair via break-induced replication; mitotic DNA replication; DNA replication initiation. Gene Ontology annotation, molecular function: single-stranded DNA binding; ATP binding; single-stranded 3'-5' DNA helicase activity. The coding region runs from base 1 to 2913 and encodes 970 amino acids. Gene Ontology annotation, cellular component: MCM complex; nucleus. The record is from RefSeq and is a predicted model, not a curated record.
AUGGAUUUCGCUGGGCUCUCUUCAUCGCCACCAGCUCUACGCUCGUCAUUACCGCCUAGCAGCGCCCCUUUCCCGUCACAUCCUACCAAUGGCUCAUCUCCAGGUCGACCAGUGCAAGAUGCAUUGGCUUUAGGCGACGAUGAGGCUGAAGAAGAAACCCAAGAUACCGCGGGAGGACGAAGGCGGCGUCGGCCGAAGGGCAAUGCUGCAGAUGUGCCGAUCGUAAAGGAUGCAGUUGGGGAGAGCGUGGCAGACAGCUUUGAGACCUUUCUGAAAACGUUUACUGAAGAUGUCAAUCUGGCAGCUACUCCGGCAUCUGAUGGCGACAUCCCUGAUGUUGCUGACGGCGAGCUCGUAUAUAUUGAACAAAUACAUACGAUGCGCGAAUAUGAACUGACUACACUCUACGUCGACUUCGGACACAUCUUACAACGCGACGACGUGCUUGCUGAUGCGAUACAGAAGCAAUACUACCGAUUCUUGCCGUAUUUGCGACGCGCACUACUUAAUCUAGUCACUGAAUACGAGCCAGAAUACCUCAAGAUCAACCCCACUGCAGCCACCACCGAUUCGGCCAAUUUGCAGUCUCGAGAGUUUCAUAUAGCCUUUUACCAUCUCCCCCUGGUAUCCGGCAUUCGUGAUCUUCGCACAGACAAGAUCGGGACGUUGAUGAGCAUCAGCGGAACUGUUACUCGGACUAGUGAAGUGCGACCAGAGCUACUCUUCGGCAGCUUCAUCUGCGAGGUGUGCGGGGGCCUCAUCAACGACAUUGAACAGCAAUUCAAAUAUACCGAGCCUUCGUUAUGCCCCAAUCCAACGUGCGGUAACCGAGUUGCGUGGCAACUGCAAAUCGACACGUCCAAAUUUACGGACUGGCAGAAGGUGCGCAUCCAGGAGAACCCAUCUGAAAUCCCCACUGGCUCUAUGCCACGGUCGCUUGAUGUUAUCCUACGAGGGGAGCUCGUGGAAAGAGCGAAGGCUGGGGACAAAUGUGUUUUCACUGGGACGUUCAUUGUGGUUCCAGACGUCAGCCAGCUCGGUAUACCUGGAGGGAACAAGGCAGAGCUGCAGCGAGAAGCAAACCGUGGCGGUGCGGGGGGAGCAGCUGGAGCAGCUGGGACGGGUGGCGUUACUGGUCUGAAAAGUCUUGGUGUCAGAGACCUUCAGUACAAAACAGCAUUCCUUGCGUGCAUGGUUCACGAUGCCGAUGGCCGUGCUGGAACGAACAUCCGUGGCGAGGAAGAUGCCAUCGAGGACAAUGGACAAGCGUUCAUACAAUCGUUGACCGAACCGGAAUUCGAAGAGCUCAAGAGUAUGAUCGACUCCGACCACAUCUACUCGCGUCUGGUGGAGAGCAUCGCGCCUACUGUUUACGGACACGAGAUCGUCAAGAAGGGCCUUCUACUCCAACUCAUGGGCGGUGUACAUAAACAAACGCCAGAAGGGAUGCAUCUUCGAGGUGAUAUCAACAUCUGUAUAGUUGGCGACCCUUCCACUUCCAAGUCCCAAUUCCUCAAGUAUGUCUGUUCUUUCCUUCCCCGAGCGGUCUACACGUCCGGUAAAGCCUCUUCGGCAGCUGGUCUAACAGCGGCUGUCGUGAAGGACGAGGAGACGGGGGACUUCACGAUCGAAGCUGGAGCGCUCAUGCUUGCCGACAAUGGGAUCUGCGCCAUAGAUGAAUUCGACAAGAUGGACAUAUCAGAUCAAGUCGCCAUUCACGAAGCCAUGGAACAACAGACCAUCUCAAUCGCCAAGGCAGGUAUCCACGCGACCCUCAACGCCCGCACGUCUAUCCUCGCAGCAGCAAAUCCUAUCGGCGGGCGGUACGACCGCAAGAAGACGCUUCGUUCGAAUUUGCAGAUGAGCGCACCGAUCAUGAGUCGUUUCGACCUUUUCUUUGUCGUCUUGGAUGAGUGCGACGAGAAGACGGAUCUGAACAUUGCCAGACAUAUCGUGAAUGUGCACCGAUUCCAAGAUGACGCUAUCCACCCUGAGUUUAGUACAGAGGCGCUUCAGCGGUAUAUCCGCUAUGCUCGCACGUUCAGCCCCAAACUCACACCAGAAGCCGCUGAUAUACUGGUUGAGAAGUAUCGUAUUCUCCGACAAGACGAUGCCACAGGUGCUGGACGAAAUUCCUAUCGCAUCACCGUCCGUCAACUAGAAAGUAUGAUCCGUCUCAGCGAAGCCAUUGCACGCGCAAAUUGCACUUCAGUAAUCACCCCUGCGUUUGUACGGGAAGCCUAUACCCUCCUCCGCCAGUCUAUUAUCCACGUUGAGCAAGAUGACAUUGACUUUGACGAGGAAGAACUUGAAGGAGAACGAGGCGAUGCUAGACCGAAGGCGACGGCUCCCGCAGAUGAGUUCGACGCGGAGAACGACGUGGAGAUGUCUGCGGCAGAAAUCGAGGCCAUGCAGGAGAUAGAAAACUCUCUCGGCGGGGACCCCGCCCCAGCUCAGCCCACAUCCGACAGCGCGGCUGCGAUGUCGUCAGGUGCAGGUGCUUCGACAGAUACACCAGCGCCAGCUCCUCCCAAACCCAGAAUGAUCAUCACCUACGAUCAGUAUAUAACGCUGCAAAGUCUCAUAGUGAUGCACCUUUCCAAGGUCGAGCAAGAGACAGGCAAUGGACUAGACAGAGACGAACUCAUUGAUUGGUACCUCGAGUCAAAAGAAGCCGAAAUCGACGAUGUCGCAGAGCUGGACCGUGAAAGAGAACUGAUCACUAAAAUGUUGAGGAAACUAGUAAAGGACAACUACCUCAUCGAAGUGCGCGGCGACGUGCAAGAGUCACUCCCGUCCAUCGACGAGCCGAGUGCGGAUUCGUCUGCUCCCGUCGACGGUGAGAAUGUCCGUACCUAUUAUAUGGUCCACCCCGCCGUCGAUACAGACGGCUUCUCGACGUCUGGCAUAUAG